AUGGAGGAGCCCAAUAAGACUAUGGAUUCAGAUGAUGUAUACUAUAGUGAUGAGUUGAAUAGUUCUGACCCAGAUGAUUCUUGUGAUGAAGAAAGGCCCAAGUAUGCUAGGUUUAGGAAAGAGCAUCUAAACAAAGACUUUAUAUUCAAGUGGGGUAUGGAAUUCAACACACUUGAUGACUUUAGGGCAGCUAUCCGUGAGUGGUCAGUGCUUAAUGGGAGGGAAAUUUCUUUUGUGAAAAAUGAGGGAGAUAGGGUAAGGGUGGUGUGUAAGCAUAAAUGUGGGUUUUUAGUCUUAUGCUCUAAGGUGGGCCACAAGGAGACUUUUGCUAUAAAAACACUUGUACAUAAGCACACAUGUGCUAGGGUUUUGAACAACAAGUCUGCUAGCUCAGAGUGGGUGGCCAAGCAUGUGGUAAAGAGGAUGCAAACUUCUGAUACAGUCAGGAUAAGAGACAUCAUCCAAGAUAUGAGGCAAACAUAUUCUAUGGGUAUUACUGUUGCAAAAGCAUGGAGGGCUAAGCUAAUUGCCAAGAAGAUAAUUGAAGGUGAUGCUGACAAUCAGUAUGCUUCCAUAUGGAGGUAUGCAGAAGAACUAAGAAGGGUAAACCAUGGCAACACUGUGAAGAUAAAUGUAGAAAGACCUAGUCCAUCCAUACAACCAAGGUUUGGGUCAUUUUAUUUCUGUUUUGAUGGCUGUAAGAAAGGCUUUAUUCAUGGAUGCAGACCAUUUGUGGGGGUUGAUGGAUGUCACUUAAAGACCAAGUAUGGUGGACAGUUACUUAUUGCUGUAGGCAGGGAUGCUAAUGAUCAAUACUUCCCUUUGGCAUUUGGUGUGGUUGAAAAUGAAACAAAGGAGAGUUGGAGAUGGUUUAUACAACUACUAAUGGAGGACAUUGGUCAGGAUAGAAGAUAUGUAUUUAUCUCUGAUCAACAGAAGGGACUUGUGGCUGUAUUUGAAGAAUUGUCUGAUACUAUUGAGCAUAGAUUAUGUCUUAGGCACUUGUAUGCUAAUUUCAAGAAAAGGUUUGGUGGAGGAGCCCUUAUUAGAGAUUUAAUGAUGGGAGCUGCUAAAGCCACAUACUAUCAGGCAUGGGUCCAAAAGAUGAAUGAAUUGAAGAAUGCAGAUCCCAAUGCUUGGACUUGGUUGAUGGCUGUUCCUACCAAAAGCUGGUGUAAGCAUGCCUUUUCUUUUUACCCUAAAUGUGAUACAUUGAUGAAUAAUAUCUCAGAGUCUUUUAAUGCUACCAUUCUAGCUGCUAGGGACAAACCUAUACUCACAAUGUGUGAGUGGAUAAGAAAAUAUCUGAUGAAUAGGUUAUCCACCUCUGCAAGUAAACUAGAAAAUUGGCCACAUAAGGUGAUGCCAAUACCUAGGAGAAGGUUAGAUAAUGAGGUGUUCAGGAGUGGUCAUUGGUUGCCAACAUGGUCAAUUGCUGAGACUUUUCAGGUUACACAUAGUUACAACACACAUGAAUUUAUUGUUGACAUUGCUAAAAGGUCAUGUAGUUGUAAUUUUUGGGAAUUAGUAGGAAUUCCAUGUAGGCAUGCUGUAGCUGCUCUGAGUUAUAGAAAGCAAAACCCUGAUGAAUUUGUUGAUGCUUGUUACACAAGAGAAAAGUUUGCACUAUGUUAUGGAUUUUCAGUAAGUCCAAUCAAUGGUCAAGAUAUGUGGCCAGAAGUUGAGAUGGAACCACCUCUACCACCUGCAUAUAAAAAUGGUCCUGGUAGACCUAAGAAGAUUAGGAUAAGAGAAAGUGGAGAGGAUGGUGCAAGGAAGAGAAGAUCUGGUGUUGCAUAUAAGUGCACCAAAUGUGAUAAUUUUGGUCACAAUGCUAUGACUUGUAAGGCUACCACUCAGGAUCCCAAUGCACUUAAAAGAAAGAGAAAACCUAAAAAAGGACAUGUGCCAACUGCAACUGAUAUGCCAACUGCAAAUGAUGUGCCAACUGCAACUGAUAUGCCAACUGCAAAUGAUAUGCCAACUGCAUCUGAUAUGCCUGCCCCAACUGCAACUGAUAUGACUGUUCCAACAAAUGUGCCUGUUCCAACUGAUCCACAGCCUCCAACUGAUAUGCCUGUUCCAACUAUUAUGAGUCAAACAAGAUCUAGUGUGGCUGCCUCAAUCACAAAACAAUCCAGAAAAAGGGUUGAAAAAAAACCUAUCAUCAAAAGAAGGCAAAGUGAGAGGAUCAAGUUGAGUUGGUUUAAAAGACCCAUAACAGGUGAAGGAAUAUCUAGUGACAAACCAAUUACCCUACCAGAAAAUGAAGACAUACCCACUUCAAAAUGA
Molecule: messenger RNA, 2292 nt
Organism: Lathyrus oleraceus (garden pea)
Lineage: Eukaryota; Viridiplantae; Streptophyta; Magnoliopsida; Fabales; Fabaceae
Exons: 3
Coding region: 1-2292 (763 amino acids)
Molecular function (GO): zinc ion binding
Source: RefSeq, a predicted model, not a curated record